Oldenlandia corymbosa var. corymbosa is the source of this 4889-nucleotide messenger RNA. The record is from the annotation of a GenBank genome assembly. NCBI's taxonomy places the organism in Eukaryota, Viridiplantae, Streptophyta, Magnoliopsida, Gentianales, Rubiaceae.
UUUUAAAAUUCUCUGUAAAGUUUAUUGCAUAAAUCAUUAUUUUAUUUUUACCCCUUGGAAUUUAGACAGUUUCAACUGUUAACUUUUUAAUUACUCCUUGUUGACGAACGAGAAAUUGAAAAAGGGUUGCCGAAUUGUUAAAAACAAUUUUAAACGAUUGGGAGGAAAACAUUUCCAUAAACCUCUCUUACCAUCGUUAAUCCUACGCCACCACUGCAAAACCCUAGUCCCACCGUCUUGUCGUAGCUUCAGGAAGCCAUGGAUGAGGUGUGCGAGGGCAAAGACUUCUCCUUUCCCUCCCAAGAAAACUCAAUCCUGCAAUUUUGGGAUGAUAUUCAAGCCUUCAAGACGCAAUUAGAGCGGACUAAGGGUCUACCGGAGUACAUUUUCUAUGACGGGCCGCCCUUCGCUACCGGCUUACCCCACUACGGUCACAUCUUGGCCGGAACGAUUAAAGACAUUGUUACGCGGUACCAGUCAAUGACGGGUCAUCACGUGACCCGGAGAUUCGGGUGGGAUUGCCAUGGAUUACCCGUGGAGCAUGAGAUUGAUUUGAAAUUGGGCAUUAAGACUAGGGAAGAUGUGCUGAAGAUGGGUAUUGAUAAGUACAACGAGGAGUGUAGAGCGAUUGUUUCGAGGUAUGUGGAAGAGUGGGAAAGGACUGUGGUGAGAGUGGGAAGGUGGAUUGAUUUUAGGAAUGAUUAUAAGACUAUGGAUUUGAAGUUCAUGGAGAGUGUUUGGUGGGUUUUUGGUCAGUUGUAUGAGAAGAAGCUUGUUUACAGAGGCUUCAAGGUUAUGCCGUACAGUACUGGUUGCAAAACUCCUCUAUCAAACUUUGAAGCUAAUUCAAAUUAUAAGGAUGUUCCCGAUCCUGAAAUUAUGGUAUCUUUUCCUUUAUCGGGUGAUAAAGAGGGUGCUUCCCUGGUGGCUUGGACAACAACACCGUGGACACUACCUAGUAAUUUGGCUCUUUGUGUCAACAAGAACUUUAUCUACGUCAAGGUCCGCAACAAAUACAAUGGAAAGGUUUAUGUAGUUGCAGAAUCACGGUUGUCGGAGCUCCCUGUUGAGAAAGCUAAAAAGGGAACGGCAAAUGGAGCGGUGAAUGAUUCUGUGGAUCCAAAUAGUAAGACCAAGUCCUCAGGUGGAAAAGCGAAAGAUAUAGCUACUUAUGAGGUGAUUGAAAAAUUCUCCGGAGAAUCUCUUGUGGGAAAAAAAUAUGAGCCAUUGUUUGAUUAUUUUAGGGACUUCUCGGAGGUGGCUUUUAAAGUUGUUGCAGAUGAUUAUGUUACGGCAGAUAGUGGUACCGGAAUUGUUCAUUGUGCUCCUGCUUUCGGUGAAGAUGAUUAUCGUGUUUGCCAGGAGAAUCACAUAAUUAAUAAGGGAGAGAACUUGGUCGUAGCAGUGGAUGAUGAUGGCUGUUUCACUGAGAGGAUCACUGAUUUUUCCGGCCGCUAUGUCAAAGAUGCAGAUAAGGACAUAAUUCAGGCAGUGAAGGAUAAAGGCAGACUUGUCAAAGUCGGAAGCUUUACCCAUUCCUACCCUUUUUGUUGGAGAUCCGAUACCCCUCUCAUCUACAGAGCAGUUCCCAGUUGGUUCGUUGCAGUGGAGAAGAUAAAGGAUCAGCUGUUGGAGAACAACAAAGAGACCUAUUGGGUUCCAGAAUUUGUGAAGGAAAAGCGCUUCCACAAUUGGCUUGAAAAUGCAAGAGAUUGGGCUGUCAGUAGAAGUAGAUUUUGGGGCACUCCACUCCCUAUUUGGAUCAGUGAAGAUGGUGAAGAUAUUGUGGUUAUGGAUUCGAUUGAAAAACUGGAGAAGCUUUCUGGUGUUAAGGUGACAGAUUUACAUCGUCACAAGAUUGAUCACAUCACUAUUCCAUCUCCUCGCGGUCCAGAAUUUGGUGUUCUUCGUCGUGUGGAGGAUGUAUUUGAUUGCUGGUUUGAAAGUGGAUCGAUGCCUUAUGCUUACAUUCACUAUCCCUUUGAGAAUGUUGAACUAUUUGAAAAUAAUUUCCCUGGCCAUUUUGUAGCCGAAGGGCUGGACCAGACUCGUGGAUGGUUUUAUACUCUCAUGGUCUUGUCAACUGCUUUAUUUGGCAAACCUGCUUUUAAAAAUCUGAUUUGCAAUGGACUUGUUCUGGCUGAAGAUGGCAAAAAAAUGAGUAAAAGAUUAAAGAACUAUCCUCCUCCUGAUGAAGUUAUUAAUGACUAUGGUGCUGAUGCAUUACGAUUGUACAUCAUAAACUCUCCUGUUGUUCGAGCUGAGCCAUUGCGUUUUAAGAAAGAGGGAGUUUACGGUGUGGUGAAAGAUGUCUUUCUUCCAUGGUAUAAUGCCUAUAGAUUCCUGGUGCAAAAUGCGAAAAGACUGGAGGUUGAGGGUCUUGCUCCAUUUGCCCCUAUUGAUCAAGGCACUCUACAGAAAUCUCCAAAUGUACUUGAUCAGUGGAUCUAUGCCGCAACUCACCGCCUUGUGCAGUUUGUUCGGAAGGAAAUGGAUGCUUACAGACUCUACACAGUUGUCCCUGAACUCCUCAAAUUUCUAGAUAACCUGACCAACAUUUACGUUCGGUUCAACCGAAAGAGACUGAAAGGUCGUACAGAUGAAAAAGAUUGUAGAAUUGCGCUGUCAACCCUUUACCAUGUGCUUGUAACAGCAUGUAAAGCAAUGGCUCCGUUUACGCCCUUCUUCACGGAGGUUCUUUAUCAGAAUUUGCGUAAAGUCUGCGUUGGAUCAGAAGAAAGCAUUCACUACUGCACUUUCCCUGGAGUAGAAGAGAAAGGAGGUGAAUGCAGAACAGACACUUCUGCUGAAGUUAAUGGGAAGGGAGGUGAACGCAUUGAGAAAAGUGUGAGCCGGAUGAUGACUAUAAUUGAUCUUGCUCGUAAUAUCCGUGAACGUCACAAUAAACCGCUUAAGACUCCACUUAGGGAGAUGGUGAUUGUGCAUCCUGAUACUGAAUUUCUGGAUGACAUUGCUGGGAAACUUAAAGAGUAUGUCCUCGAGGAACUCAACGUCAAAUCAUUGGUUCCUUGCAAUGAUACGUUGAAGUAUGCCUCGCUCCGUGCAGAACCUGAUUUCAGUGUAUUGGGAAGAAGACUGGGCAAGUCAAUGGGAGAUGUUAAGAAAAAGGUCAAUGCAAUGACAACUGAAGAUAUUUUAGCCUUUGAGAGAUCUGGAGAGAUUGUCAUCUCUUCGCAUUCUCUCAAGCUCAGUGAGAUUAAGAUUACUCGAGGCUUUAAGCGUCCUGAUAAUGUGAACGAGAAGGAUAUGGAUGCAGCAGGAGAUGGUGAUGUUUUGGUGAUAUUGGACUUGCGUCAGGAUGAAUCAUUGUUUGAAGCUGGGUUUGCUCGCGAGGUUGUUAAUCGGAUCCAGAAGUUGCGGAAGAAAGCUGGGCUUGAACUUACUGAUACUGUUGAGGUAUUUUUUGAGUCAUUGGAUGCGGAUAAGUCGAAUUCUCAACGGAUUCUUGCCUCUCAGGAAAGAAGCAUUAGGGAUGCUCUUGGUUCUCCUUUGCUACCUUACACAUUGAUUCCACCACAUGCUGUCAUUCUUGCUGAGGAGAGGUUUCAUGGGAUUUCCAACUGCUCGUUUGCUAUUAGAUUGGCGAGACCAUCUGUGAUGUUUGUUCCAGAAUCUCUUGUUGCACUUUACAAAGGAAAUGCAAAUUUUGCGAAAGAUUUACAGGUUUAUUUGCUGAUGAGAGAUCACGCCAAUUUGAAGUCCGAAUUUCAGCUUGGGAAGGAAAAAAUUACUGUUAGUUGCAUAGAGAAUCAGCCUCCUGUUGAUGUUGUGUUGAAAGAGCAUGUCUACUUGACUGUUGGCGACUAUUUUCAGAAGACAAAAUAAUCGUGAUACUACAUGUUUGGGGUUUGUGUUUUGAUAUUAUUUUUGAGCCUUGAUCAUCUUGCUCUUUCCAUGUUGUAAUCCAUUAGAAUUUUUGGGAUUUCAGUCCUUUAGUAAGUAGGUUACAGGUGCUGUAGGAGUAAAACUGGUGGGUGCUAGAAUGGUAGCUGCUACCAGUAGCAAUUUUUUAUUUGUAUAAUACUGAUAUAUAAAAAGUAAAAAAGAAGUCAUUUUUUGUAUUUACCACUUCAGCUCUGAAUGGAAAUGAUUCACUGUUUUUGUUUUGUUGUUCCGUAGAUAAUCAUAUUUUCUAUUGAAUAUUGAUGGAAAACCAGCAUUGUUGGAGAUUGCGAGUCGUGAUAGUAGUAUUUUUAAGUGUCAGUGGGAAAGUAAACACAUAACAGAAAUCACUUAUAUGGUUGAUUCCUCUCUUGGCUCUAACUCUGGUGCAACUUCCUACAGUAGUUUCGCAGCAUGGUUGGAAAGUUUAAUUAUGUCCGCUCCCGAUGAAAUCAUACAGCAUGCUUUUUAACCUGCUCCCUUGAAGCAUCAAUGUGCUUGCAGUGAAGGAAUGGCAAAUUUUGGAGCAGCCCUAGACACUUCCAGUGGAGUUCAGCAGCAGCAACAACUGGAAAUCACGCCCCGGAAGUCCAAUGCAUUAUCAGAACAGAUGGUGCGUUCAAGGAAUUUCAAAAUCAAGGCGCGGAAGCUAGGGAGCUCAUCAACAGUGAUGGUAGCUUUGAUUGCAUCGGGCACUGAGGAGUUAUCAUGCUCUAAAUGCACCACAGUCCGAGGCAUUGGCUUAUUUGAUAGGUAUACGCCGGGAACGCGUAGGAGACGACUUAAUAAAUGUCUACUUCAUACGGACUACACUAGCUUGGUAGAGUAAUAUAACGAGUUACUUCCAACAAAAAAAAUUAUCGCUGAUCAAAUUUAGUGUAUGUUGUUGAUUUGACUCAAGUAAAUUGAUUGCGUUUACCCUAAAGUCUCGUGCUUUCCAUCCAUUUACUUAAAUUCAUCUCUUAAAUUGAUUGCGUUUCUUCCGG